Molecule: messenger RNA, 282 nt
Organism: Cylicocyclus nassatus
Lineage: Eukaryota; Metazoa; Nematoda; Chromadorea; Rhabditida; Strongylidae
Source: the annotation of a GenBank genome assembly
AUGCUCAGUGUGCUGAUCGUGAGAUGUGCUGGAUUUCUGCGAAGUUAUAAGCGAGUCGGUGCAAGCACCAUUUACACUGAUCUUCUGCUCGAGCUGAAUGACGUGCCUGCCUUUAUAGUCAUCUGCUACACUCUCCUGGUUUCCCUUGACCAUUCUGUAGUAGAACAUAAGAACAUCAGUGCGAUCGCGUUCAUUUCACUCAUUAUUAUGUCUCCGAUCAAACAUGAGAGCAGUUUUGCGCUUCAGGCUUUGUGUAUCAUUCGACAAAUAAUGUACAAGUGA